Molecule: messenger RNA, 990 nt
Organism: Aspergillus wentii DTO 134E9
Lineage: Eukaryota; Fungi; Ascomycota; Eurotiomycetes; Eurotiales; Aspergillaceae
Product: aldo/keto reductase
Exons: 3
Coding region: 1-990 (329 amino acids)
Cellular component (GO): cytosol
Molecular function (GO): aldose reductase (NADPH) activity
Source: RefSeq, a predicted model, not a curated record
AUGACAUCCCAAACAACCUUCAAACUCAACACUGGUGCCCAUAUCCCAGCCAUUGGCUUGGGAACAUGGCAAGAUCCGGAAGCCCAGGAAAAUGCAGUUCUCACCGCCCUCAAAGAAGGAUAUCGCCAUAUUGACACAGCCAGAUGCUACGGCACCGAGAAACAAGUAGGAAAUGCGAUUCGAAAGAGUGGAAUUCCAAGGGAAGAGAUUUUCGUCACCAGCAAACUUUGGAACAACAAACACCAUCCGAACGAUGUUGCCCAAGCAUUGCAGCUUAGUCUCGAUGACCUCGGCUUGGAGUAUCUCGACCUCUUCCUGAUGCAUUGGCCAUCUGCGUUCAAGCCUGGGGAUGACCCAUUCCCACAAUAUAAAGACGGAAAGAUCAUUCCUGCCGAUAUCGACUAUGUUGCUACCUACAAAGCAAUGGAACCCCUGGUAAAAUCAGGCAAGGCAAAGGCAAUCGGAAUUUCCAACUUCGCCCGCAAAGAGGUGGAGCGUCUUCUGGAAAACUGCUCUAUUGUUCCCGCUGUACAUCAAUACGAGAACCACCCUUGGCUUCAGCAGGAGUCAUUCGCCGAUUUCCAUCGCCAAAAGGGGAUUAUUGUCACCCAGUACUCGCCAUUGGGCAAUGAGAACGAAAUUUACGGUACCAAGGACAAGUACGGUAGACUGGUUGAAGAUACUGUUCUGGUUGAGAUUGGAAAGAAGUACGGCAAGACUUCUGCGCAGGUUGCUCUCGGUAGGUCGUCUUAUAUCAUUAUAGUUGAUAAGAAUCUAACAGAAACAGCUUGGGGCAUCGCACAUGGCCGCGCCGUCAUCCCCAAAUCCAAGACACCACAACGAAUCGCUGAGAACCUUCAGAGUGAUUUCAAGCUUGAAGCUGCGGACCUGAAUAAGAUCAACUCGAUUGACAAGAAACGUCGCUUCAACGACUCGAGCGCAGACUUUGGAUACGAGUUGUUCACGGAUCUGGAUGGAAAACAGAAAUAG